AUGGCUCCAUCGACAAGGAAGAAGCUCACGCCAAAAUCUGCGAUCUUGGUGAAGAAAUAUCAGCGUCCGAUCCGGAUUGUUUUCGUGAGUGUUGUGGCAACACUCUGUCUUCUCUUUCUUUUACACACACCUCCUUCACGUCAUGCUGGGUUAGAAAGUAAAACGGGGGAAAAGCAUAGCUCCAUUGCCAACAACAUCACACCAAUCGACCCACAAACACUGCAAAAACCGCACGCCGACAAAGUUCAAAAGGUUGAGUAUCCAGUGAACGAUGGGAAACGCGAAAAAGCUGCAUUCGUCACUUUAGCCAGAAAUUCCGAUUUGUGGGAACUUGCAUCGUCCAUUAGACACGUCGAAGACCGCUUCAAUCGCAGAUUUCAUUACGACUGGGUCUUUCUAAAUGACAAACCCUUUGAUGAUGAGUUUAUCAGAGUGACGUCGGCUCUAACCUCAGGCAAGACUAAAUAUGGGCAUAUAUCCCCAAAGCACUGGUCUGUCCCUGAUUGGAUUGACGAGGACAAAGCUGCAAAAGGUCGUCAGAAAAUGAUAGACGAUAAGGUGAUUUACGGAGACUCGGUGCCAUACCGCCACAUGUGCCGUUUUGAAUCAGGGUUUUUCUUUCAGAAUGAACUACUAAAUGAUUACGAGUAUUACUGGCGUGUGGAGCCUGAGAUCCGCUUGUUCUGCGACAUUCAUUACGAUGUAUUCAAAUUCAUGAGGCUCAACAAAAAGAAGUACGGGUUCAUUUUGUCUAUGAGCGAAUACGAACAAACCAUUCCAACGCUUUGGAAAACUACCAAAGAAUUCAUAAAGAAGUAUCCCAAAUAUGUGAAAGAGAAUAAUCUGAUGGACUUUAUUUCAGAUGACCAAGGUGAGACCUACAACAUGUGCCAUUUCUGGUCCAACUUUGAAAUAGGGUCUCUUGAUUUUUGGAGGUCUGAUGCCUACCAGGCAUAUUUCAACUAUCUCGACCAGGCUGGUGGAUUUUUCUACGAAAGAUGGGGCGAUGCGCCGGUGCAUUCGAUUGCUGCGGCACUUUUCCUUGACAAAAGUGAGGUACAUUUCUUUGAUGGCGUUGGCUACUAUCAUCCAAAUUUCUACUCUUGCCCUGCCGAAGAAAACAUUAGAAUACAGAAUCAGUGUGUUUGCAACCCUGCCGAUGAUAACACUUGGUGGGAUUACUUUUUCUGUACUAGAAAGUAUUUCGAAGCGCAGAAGUUUCCUCUACCACCAGGUGUUAAAGAGGUUUGA
Molecule: messenger RNA, 1251 nt
Organism: Lachancea nothofagi CBS 11611
Lineage: Eukaryota; Fungi; Ascomycota; Saccharomycetes; Saccharomycetales; Saccharomycetaceae
Source: the annotation of a GenBank genome assembly